AUGCACUCAGUUCGGCUCCGACACGCAUUCAAAAUGUAGUCGAACUGGGAUCGCCAGUCAAUGAUGUGGCUCACCCUGCUGGCGCUGGCCUGCAGCACCUGGCGCUGCUCCGUACCUCACGGGGACGACACCCCGGUCGGCUACUACCUCUACACGCCCGCCAAUCCCAGUCAGCCGCAGAAGAUCCAAUUGGACGAUACGGAGGCCAUCCAGGCAUCCCACUUUGAUGUCCGCCGGCCGACCAAAAUCAUCAUCCACGGCUUUUCGAAGUCCUAUUUGGAGAUACCCAACAAGGAGAUAAGGACAGCUUACCAGGCACGAGGGGCCUACAAUAUAAUCUCAAUGGACUGGUCCGAGGUGGCCGCUCUGAACUACGUGGACACGAAGCCAUUGGUUCCGUUGGUGGGCAUCCAGUGUGCUCGAUUCGUCCGCUUUCUGGCCAGGGAGUUUGGCCUGGAUUUGGCGGAUCUGGUGCUCGUGGGUCACAGCAUGGGCGCCCAUGUGGCCGGUUUUUGCGGCAAGGAGCUGCAGAAGAUUAGCCGUGGCGAGAUGCGACUGGGCAACAUUGUGGCCUUGGAGGCCGCCCUUCCCUUGUAUCGCUAUGCGAAUCCCCACGCUCGACUGUCCAACACUGAUGCGGAUUACGUGAUGGCCAUCCACUCGAAUGGUUUGCGUAAGGGGUUUCUUGCUCCCCUGGGCCACGCGGAUUUCUAUGCGAAUGGCGGUCAGAAGCAGCCAGGGUGUGGAGUGGAUUUGUCUGGCCAUUGUGCCCAUGCCAGGGUCGUUUACCUUUACGCGGAGGCAGUGCAGCAGCGAACCAGCUUUGCUCCAUUUGGACACUGCCCCAGAUACGCCGAUCUUUUGGUUAGCUUGGGUCGAUGCCAGGAACUCACUGGCGAUCUGGUGCAACUGGGCGAUCCGCUGGAGGUGAGCCAGGUGAAGGGAAUCUUCACAUUUGAAACUAAUCCAUGGUCGCCUUACGGCCGUCCUCUGGCCUAAAAUAUAUAAAACAAUUCCUAGA
Molecule: messenger RNA, 1021 nt
Organism: Drosophila rhopaloa
Lineage: Eukaryota; Metazoa; Arthropoda; Insecta; Diptera; Drosophilidae
Product: phospholipase A1-like
Exons: 2
Coding region: 61-999 (312 amino acids)
Biological process (GO): lipid metabolic process
Molecular function (GO): lipase activity
Source: RefSeq, a predicted model, not a curated record